Sphenostylis stenocarpa is the source of this 948-nucleotide messenger RNA. The record is from the annotation of a GenBank genome assembly. NCBI's taxonomy places the organism in Eukaryota, Viridiplantae, Streptophyta, Magnoliopsida, Fabales, Fabaceae.
AUGGCUUCCCUUCUUCUCUCUCCAUCAUUCAAUUCCUUCCUCCGCACCAAGGUUCGUUCUGUGCCACCCGUUUUGCCCAAAGGGGAUAGCUUUGCCCCAACUUACCCCUUCUUUCUUAUUUUGUUUGUCUCUCAGAAGGAUCUCUCCCUCUCCGCUUUCUCCUCUCAGCGAUGCUUCAAAGCGGUUCCAAGGACAAUCCGUUGUUCUGUGGCGGCGCCUCAGCGCCAGCCUUCUACCACUGGAUCAGUGAGGACUGCAAUGACCAUGACUGAGAAGAUAUUGGCCAGAGCUUCUGAGAAGGCCCAGUUAAGCCCUGGGGAUAAUGUCUGGGUCAAUAUUGAUAUUUUGAUGACACAUGAUGUGUGUGGGCCUGGUUCAAUUGGGAUUUUCAAGAGGGAGUUUGGUGAGGAUGCCAAGGUUUGGGACCGUGAAAAGGUUGUAAUAAUACCUGAUCACUAUAUAUUCACAAGUGAUGAACGUGCCAAUCGCAAUGUAGACAUAUUAAGAGAUUUCUGUCAUGAGCAGAAUAUUAAAUAUUUUUAUGAUAUUAAGGAUCUCGGUAAUUUUAAGGCAAAUCCAGACUAUAAGGGUGUUUGCCAUGUUGCUCUUGCACAGGAAGGUCAUUGUAGACCAGGAGAGGUUCUCUUAGGUACUGAUUCUCACACUUGUACUGCUGGAGCAUUUGGUCAAUUUGCUACUGGGAUUGGUAAUACUGAUGCCGGUUUUGUGCUGGGAACUGGGAAGCUUCUGCUCAAGAUUAUUGGUGAAAUAAGUGUGGCUGGUGCAACAUAUAAAGCUAUGGAGUUUGUUGGUACAACUGUUGAAAGUUUAAGUAUGGAAGAACGAAUGACAUUGUGCAACAUGGUUGUUGAAGCUGGUGGAAAGAAUGGCAUUGUUCCUGCUGAUAGCACUACAUUUAAAUAUCUUGAGGUUUGUGCAACGGAGUAG